Messenger RNA from Chaetomium fimeti, 2246 nucleotides. Its product is annotated as Alpha/Beta hydrolase protein. NCBI's taxonomy places the organism in Eukaryota, Fungi, Ascomycota, Sordariomycetes, Sordariales, Chaetomiaceae. Gene Ontology annotation, biological process: proteolysis. Gene Ontology annotation, molecular function: peptidase activity. The record is from RefSeq and is a predicted model, not a curated record. The transcript is spliced from 2 exons. The coding region runs from base 452 to 1879 and encodes 475 amino acids.
GAAUUAUCUCCCUACAUUUACAACUGCCCCGGAUUUUGUCCAACGCAACAAAUCACCUGUUUCUACAGGAUAUUAACCUCGCAUCUGUUUCCUGGCUUUUUCCUUUUUUCUUUUUGUAAAUUUGCAUAUUUGCUUACCGCUUUGCCUGACUGGCAAAAGUGCCCCGUCAAGCCCCAUAAACGGCUUUGUAAUUUCGGGCACUCCUUCCAAAAACCACCAGCAACUGAAUACAUCCAAUUCAUUUUCUCCAAAUAUCGGUGUUUUCUCCAGUUGAUUGGUCUGUUCUGAAGCUUCAAUUGCCUAACGACACCCAAAUCCGACACCGCACAUCGGGACAUCACAAAUCACACAUCCCACAGCACACGACGUGCAAAGGGUCUGCUAUCAUCCACUGGAGCAAGCAGGGCAGUGACCAAGCCUUGAUUGUUCUAUUUCUUCGACCUGUCCAAAUAUGGCCGCUAUCCAGGCUGCCCGACUCCUUAGCCGGCGGAACUAUGUUCUCCCCGGCCAGCUGCUCAUCACUGAGCUCUUCUUCGAGGUGCCUAAGAACUAUGCCCGUCCCGAGGCCGGCACCCUGAAGCUGUUCGGCCGCAGUGUCAGGAAGAAUGAACGUCCCAUCACCCCAUUCUCCGCCGCGGAGCUAGCCAGCAAGGAGAAGCUGCCCUAUCUCGCCUACCUCGAAGGCGGACCGGGGUUUGGGAACCGUGGCCCGCAGAAUCAUGCCCUGACCCAAGUUGCCCUCAACCGCGGCUACCAGGUGCUGUACCUAGACUACCGCGGCACUGGGCUCAGCACACCCAUCAACGCCGACUCUGUACUAUCACAAGGCGACCCCAAAGCGCAGGCCGAUUACCUAAAAUUGUUCCGCGCCACUAAUAUCGUGCGUGACCUGGAAGCCGUUCGACUCUGCCUGACGGAGGACUUCGACGAGGAAAAGAAAGCCUGGUCCAUCUUUGGCCAGUCCUUCGGCGGAUUCGUCAGCCUGACCUACCUCUCCAAAUACCCCCAAAGCCUCAGGGAGGCGUUCCUCACAGGCGGCCUCGCCCCGGUCAAACGCACUGCCGACGAGGUCUACGCCGCCACAUACAAGAAGCUCAUCGAGCGCAACGCGGCCUACUACAAGAAAUACCCCGACGACAUCGCCAGCGUGCGCCGCAUCGCCGAGCACAUCCAAUCCCAAACCAAAACCCCCCUCCCAUCCGGCGGCAACCUCACCGUGCCCCUCUUCCUAACCCUCGGCCUCGCCUUUGGCGGCCACGGCGGGCUCGACGAAGUGCACUCGCUCGUCCUGCGAUUCGCCACGGACCUCGACCAAGUCGGGCGCCUCACGCACGCCUCGCUCGCCGACUUCGAAGCCCACAUCUCCUUCGACACCCACCCGAUCUACGCCAUCCUGCACGAGGCCAUCUACAACACCAAGCGCACCGGCGGGCCCGCCUCCAACUGGGCCGCCCAGCGCGUCGGCGAGGCCCUCGCACCCUUUUCCUGGCUCGCCAACCCAGCCACCUUCCUGCGGGCCACCCCGCCGUCGGAGCCGCUGUACUUCUCGGGCGAGAUGGUGUACCCGUUCCACUUCGACGGCACGCUGGGCACGGAGCUGGGGCGGAUGCGGGAGGCGGCCGACAUCCUGGCGGCGACGGCCGAGUGGGACGAGGACCUGUACGACGAGGCGCAGCUGCGCCGCAACGAGGUGCCCGUGUACGCCGUCAGCUACGUGGACGACAUGUAUGUUGAUUUCGAGCUCGCGCGGGAGACGGCGGGGUUGGUGAAGGGGAUCAAGGUCAGGGAGACGAACGGGUGGUAUCAUGAUGCGGUGAGGUCCAAGGCGGAUGAGGUGUUUGGGGUGUUGUUUAGGAUGAGGGAUGAUUGUAUUGACUGAGGGUGGGGCGGCGAGUAGGUAGUUAGUUAGGUAGUUGUGCGGGGUGGUGGUUGGGAAAGCCGAUGCUGCUCAACCCCCGGUCCUACUGUAUACUUCCAACUUCCGUCUCCUCCGCUUGUCCUUCCCGUCUCGCAGUUUUAUGUGAAUCCAAAGAGGAAGAGGCCGAAAAGGUGAGACGGGAAGAAGCCAAAGAACAAUUUCGCAGCCCAAAAACACCUUGGUAUCAUUCUCGCAUUCCUUCCCCCGUAAAAAAGCUAGUAAAUACGGUCCCCGUUCCGCGUCUCACCAUAAACCGAGCCAUAAGUCACCGCCACCCCUACCUAUCCACCAUAACUCCAAGAUCAGUCCCCUACCCCCCUUCCCCCCC